Messenger RNA from Polyodon spathula (Mississippi paddlefish), 3524 nucleotides. RefSeq names its product protein sprouty homolog 4-like. The record is from RefSeq and is a predicted model, not a curated record. The transcript is spliced from 2 exons. Gene Ontology annotation, biological process: animal organ development; multicellular organism development; negative regulation of MAP kinase activity. Gene Ontology annotation, cellular component: membrane; cytosol. The coding region runs from base 170 to 1120 and encodes 316 amino acids. NCBI's taxonomy places the organism in Eukaryota, Metazoa, Chordata, Actinopteri, Acipenseriformes, Polyodontidae.
AGCAGUUGUAGCAUCGUAGCAAAGACCCUCACUGCACUGCAGUUCGAGACGACUCUUGUCACGGAUUUUUAUUGUUUGGUGUUUUUCUUUACCAUUAUAUCUUUGGAAUACCGAUUACACCCAUUGGAAAUUAAGGACAUGUUUAGUGUUUCUAAAUAAAGGAUUUCAUAUGCUCUACACUACGUGCUAUAUGAAGGACAAGCAGCUGCAGAUGGAGUCCAGGAUUCCACACCAUAUCUCUGGAGUUUCUUCUUCGGUUAUGGUACAGCCUUUAUUAGACGGCCGGGUGCCCUAUGGCCGGCUGCAGCACCCCCUGACUAUCUUGCCCAUUGACCAGAUGAAGACCACCCACAUUGAGAACGAUUACAUUGACAGUCCGGUGGUGGCGCAACGGCCAGCCAAUCAGAAGCCUCUCAGAGAGGCCAAUGAAUCCCUCCUGAUUGGCCACAACCACCAGAGCCAUCACCCACACCUGCAGAGGUGUGACCACCAUGACAUCACUCACCCGUGGAUAUCGUUCAGUGGCCGCCCCAGUUCUAUUAGCAGCAGCAGUAGCACUUCAUCAGAUCAGAGGCUACUGGACCAUGCAGCCCCUCCCCCGGUGGCUGACCAGAUCUCCCACAGGACUGUCAGCAUGCAGCCCAAGCCUUUGAACUCCAAGCCCUUAGAUCUCAAGGGGGAGGUGACCUUGGAGACCAGCAAGCAGCACAUGCUGCGCUGUGAGCAAUGUGGGAAGUGCAAGUGCAUGGAAUGCACGCUGCCCAGGGCCUUGCCCUCCUGUUGGGUGUGCAACCAAGAGUGCCUGUGCUCAGCCAAGACCCUGGUGGACUCUGCCACAUGCAUGUGCCUCGUCAAGGGAAUAUUUUAUCAUUGCACCACAGAUGAAGAUGACGAAGGCUCCUGUGCCGACCGCCCCUGCUCCUGCUCCCAUUCCAACUGUUGUGCUCGCUGGUCCUUCAUGGGGGCCUUGUCUCUGGUGCUGCCCUGCCUUGUGUGCUACCUGCCAGCGAUGGGCUGCCUCAAACUGUCACAGAAGUGCUACGACAGAACCAGCCGCCCUGGGUGCCGUUGCAAGGACUCAAAAGCCUGCAAAGCAGGCAGCCAGGGGAAACCAUCCUGAUAUGACAUGUGCUUUUUCUUUGUGUGUUGAAUUGGGAAGAGUUCUUAAUCCUCCACUCAUUUCUGAAAGUGUUAAUCCAAUAUAGUUGGAUAACAGCAAUUCUGGUACUUAGGAUUAAACUCCUUCACUUUUUAGUGAAGGUAAUAUUAUGCUAAGUUGUAAGGACUCUUGACUCAGAUGUCUAAAGUCUUGUCCAACACAAGCGCAUGGCUAAAGGCACACUUUUUUACAAUUUUAAAGUUUAUGGUUCAACAACGCAGGCUCUGCACCAAUGAGGUUCAAUGUGGAAAUGAAAAAAAACAAUACAACCCACAGAGCUUUACAUUUCCAUUUCCUCCUCAGGCAAUGCAAUGCAAAGCAGGCUGUGGAAGCCAAAGGGGUUUCACUGCCUACCCCCUGCUUCAUUCGUAUUCAUUCCACGGCCAACUGGGUAGAUUCCACAUUCCUUAACAAAGAAGAAUAAGCAGCAAGCAGGGGAAAGGGAAAGUUACCAGUCUGUCAGAAGUGAAUUAUGUGAAAAGGAACAGAUUCAAGCCCACUCAGUGUCACCCACCCGAUCUUUAAUUAAUGUCAGUGGUUUCAACUUGCGUGGGUCACUUCUCAUCACACUCGUUCGUCCUCACCACAACUCCUUCUAACGAUUCCCCACAGACCUUUGUUUUGUGUUGGUGUGUGGUAAGCCCUUUUUUAGUGGGAACCUGUUAUUAACACGCAAGCCAGGUUUUCUGUGCUGCUCCUGCUUUUCAAUAUGAAGGGGCUCCUCAGGGAUCAGUUCAUCUAGUUCUCAUGUGCAGUGGUGCAUUAACAAGGUUCUUACUAAACAAGCGUCUAUCCUGCAUUGACCCCCAAAAUGUGCACAACAUUAAGAAAUCAAGGUACACUACAGAAAAAAGCACAUUAUUACAGACAUGGUAAAAAUGUUUCUUUUUACAUUUGACCACCCUGUAUUGCAUUGCCAAGCAUAAUAUUAUAUUCUUGCUGCUCAGCUGUACCUGUCUUGUAUAAUAUAUAAUAAUAAUAAUAAUAAUAAUAAUAAUAAUAAUAAUAAUAUGUGUCUAUGUUAUUGUAAAUAUGUUUUUUUUUUCAAAAGUCUAUUUUAUUGUUUAUAUUCAGGGGUUAAAGCCAAAGGAGUAAUUUGCUAAUUUCUAUUUAAGGUAUAUUUUUGUGUGCACUAGAAAGUGAUCAAAUUGCUCUUAAAGGUACAGUGUCCUUUCUGCAGGGUGAUCUGAUUCAGCAGAAGAGAAUUCUGUGUCUGUAUAUUUCUAAACCCCUAGCUGGCCCCUGCUGUUUAUAUAUGAUGAUGUUUGUACUUGUGCACUUGCACAAAGCAGAGACAACCAUGAGAAAAAACAAACAAACCACUGUGCUGUUAUAUGAAUGUAUGAGGCAAUAGUAUUUAAAGCGCCAGUGUACUGUUUUGCUAUUCAUUUCAAUGGUUGACACCAACAAAAUCAGCUAAAAACCCUAAAAGAAGGACAAAAUUGUUCUUGCCCCUUUAAAAGAAAAAAAGACCUAUGCAGGUUGUAUUUUUGUUGUAUAUAGUUUAAAGACAGAUUUUUUAAAAUAAAAAAAAUGUUAUAAGCUUAUUUUUAACAUAGUAAUUUAAUAUAUUGUAAGAUUGCAUGGUACAGUGUAAUGAGUAUUUUGGCUUGGUGGUACGCUUUGGGGGAAAAAAAUUACCAGUCUUUCCCUCUCCAGAAGCACUUGCAUAGAAACUGUGCUCGGUCAUAAAAAUACCUCGUUGUUUAUGUUUUCCAUGCCUCAUUACUUAGGAAGAAGCAUGCCUAAUCCCCAUCUCAGAAACCUAAUAUUCACGGAAACUGCUAAACAAAUAAAAAAUCAGCUUUCUCGGAUCAGCUGAUUUCCAUUCCUCUUUGCCUUUAUUGUUGCAUGCUUUUCCAAUGCAGUUCGACAAGUACCCCAGGCUUAUUGACAAAAUACAGCUGCAUUAAAUAACUUCUUGAAACCUGAAGAGUCUUAGACUGACCCAAAAAAGGAAGAAUCCAUUAAAAGAGAAGUCUUUUUAUCUUUUGUAAUAGGAAGGUUCUGUAUUCCCCUUCCUGGAUUCAAAGGAAGCAACUGCAAACUUUGAGCUACUCCCACCCCUUCAGUUUCCAAAGCUAUGGGUUUACAGGGGAACACUGAUGAGAGUGUAUAUCUUCUGUGUUCCAAAUACAAUUUGCAUCACCCACCAGAAUACUCUGUACUGUACAGCAUUUCAGGUCUUUGAAAAUCAUUGUAUAACGAAUCUAACUCACACUACUCUAAUUAGCAAGUGGCAUAUGGUAUUCCUUGUUUGUCUUGGCAAAUUAAAUGUUGAGAAAGCAGCUAUGCUGAGUUCUUGUCCUGUAAUAAAAAAAAAACCCGAAAAAAAACCAACAAAAAAAACAAAAAAAACUCACAG